Messenger RNA from Carassius auratus (goldfish), 2330 nucleotides. RefSeq lists its product as uncharacterized. The transcript is spliced from 7 exons. The coding region runs from base 370 to 1905 and encodes 511 amino acids. NCBI's taxonomy places the organism in Eukaryota, Metazoa, Chordata, Actinopteri, Cypriniformes, Cyprinidae. The record is from RefSeq and is a predicted model, not a curated record.
UAAUCAAUGAACGAGCUCGGGGAAAAGCGCACUUCCUCCUCUCUCCUCGAGGAAGAAAAGGGGCAGGUGCAGACACCAUUGGGCUUUCGAAACUGCGCCUCGAUCGCGACACGCCUUUAGGACACAUAUAUAUAUUUUUAUAUACUGGCUACAAUUAUACUGGUUCUUCUUUAAUCCACAUUCACAAGUCUUUAUCCUAUCUCUUUUAACGUCUCUCCGUUGAAGAUUGUUUUUCAAAACUGUCUUUUGAGUUUAGGAUCUUGUCUAGUGCGAGCUACUGAAGGACGACAGCGAUUCAGCCGGACAGAAACAUUAAAAUCUCAUCGAUCAUCGUAAAUACAUUCAGUUUCUUCACAGCUCUACAACAGCAUGUGGAACAUGUUGAUCUUUGUGUUUUUAUUAGUCAUUCACGGUGUGUCUGCUACAGAGACGGAUGAUGAAUCGGAGUCAGUGACUGUGAUGGAGGGAGAUUCAGUCACCCUACACACUAACCUUUCUGAACUACUGAACGAUGAUACAAUACUGUGGAUGUUCGGACCUAAAGACUAUCUCAUAUCUCAAAUAAAGAGAAAGCAUGACUUGACCACAUUUUUUGUCACCAAUGAUGCUGGAAUCGGUGGCAGAUUGCAGGUGGAUCAAAAGACAGGAUCUCUCACCAUCACAAACACCAGAAUCAGACACUCGGGACAGUAUAAACUCACCAUCUCUAGAGAAAAGACUACGACGAAGACAUUUGAUGUGACUAUCAUGGGUGUGGUUGGUGAGAUGGAUGGAGUGAAAUCAGUGUCAGUAUCAGUGACAGAAGGAGAUCCUAUCACUCUACGUAUCGAUGCUGAAACACACAAAGAUGCUCUGAUGCUGUGGAGGUUUGGAGAUAAAGGAAUCCUCCUCGCUAAAAUCGAUAGUGAAACAGGUGAAACCUCAUUGAACAAUGCUGACGAGAGAUUCAGAGAUCAACUGCAGCUGAAUCAGAACGGAUCUCUGACUAUCAAGAAGAGCAGAAGUGAACACGCUGGACUCUAUGAGCUCCAGAUCAGAGGCCGUGAGGGCUCACAGCGAUUCCUUCUUUCGGUCAAUGAUCCAGGUCUUUCUUCCGGUGCUAUAGCAGGAAUCAUUUUUGGUGUUUUAGUUCCUGUUUUGCUGCUUGUGGCUGCAGCUUUGGUCGUGAAUCACUAUCGCCACAGGAUCUCUACAUUAAAAAAGCAAGUGGGUGAAGCUGUGCCAGCUGAAGAGAAAGAAGAGACUGUGAAGGAGGGAGAUUCUCUAACUCUACGCACUGGCCUCACUGAAAUAAAUGCUAAUGAAACGAUAGAGUGGUGCUAUGAAGAAGACAACAAUCGCAUUGCUGAAAUCACUGGAGGGAGCAGAAGGACAUCUACAUUUGCGGGUGCUGAUGGGAGAUUCUGGAGCAAACUGACGCUGGAUGAAAGAACUGGAGAUCUCACCAUCAGUAACAUCAGAACCAUUCACUCUGGACUCUAUAAACUAAACAUCAGCGGGAGCACUAUGAAAACCAAACACAAGAGAUUCAUUCUUUCUGUCAAAGUGGAGUCGAUGUCAGUGAAGGAGGGAGCGUCUGCUCUUCUCCAGACUUCUGCUGCGGUUCAGAAGGAUGAUCUCAUAGUGUGGACGUCUGGAGCUCAAAACCGUCUCGUUGUUAAACGGGAUUCAGGAAAGGUGACAUAUGGUAAGCAAUUCAGAGACCGACUGAAUCUGAACCCGAAGACUGGAUCGCUGACCAUCACGAACAUCAGAUUCACAGACUCUGGACAUUUUAAACUGCAAAUCAUCAACAGCGAACAGACCACAUUCAAAAGAUUCGAUGUGACUGUCACUGACGCCACAGCUGAAGGAGUGAAUGAACAGAUGACUGUAGUAACGGCGCUGUUACAGUAUCAAUUCUAGGUGGCCACCCCAGAUCUGCUAGUUGGUCAAGUUCGUCAGCACAAGAAAGGAGAAAUGCUGUCAAUCAAUGAUGACAGCUGAUCAACUGAUUAAGGGCCAGUUUUACAUUUUUUACUAACACAGUAACGGUCGUACGGAGACAGAGAGCUGAUUUCUGCUCAGCGGACGUUUGGCCAUGCAGGUCAGGUGACCCGUGAGAUGAGCGCGCGCUGCACCUACUGCUGCUGGUCCGUGAAACACAGGAGGACGGUCACACAGAGUAGCAACGACAAAAGUGCUGGAAUCAGUCGAUUGAGAUGUAUGGUAAAUCAAUGUUUAGUUAGUUCUCUCUGAAUGUGUAGGAAAAAUGUAUCUAGCACUAAGUAGCAGCUUAAAGUCGAACUACACUGCACUGGCUAGUUUAGUAGCCUGCAAACUAAGUUAAA